Molecule: messenger RNA, 3342 nt
Organism: Pimephales promelas (fathead minnow)
Lineage: Eukaryota; Metazoa; Chordata; Actinopteri; Cypriniformes; Leuciscidae
Gene: adm2a
Product: adrenomedullin 2a
Biological process (GO): adenylate cyclase-activating G protein-coupled receptor signaling pathway; positive regulation of heart rate; regulation of systemic arterial blood pressure
Cellular component (GO): extracellular region
Molecular function (GO): hormone activity
Source: RefSeq, a predicted model, not a curated record
CAAGAGCGUGAUCUUGGCGAGCGCGUGCACACCCGUGGGAAAAUUUUCAAGGCAGAUUUGCGCGUGGCACUAUCUUAACCUGAGAUAAAGGAACACCACAGUUCCCUGGAGUUGGAAAUUUUGGGUCCAACUCGGAAGUUUCAGUAGCUGGAAAUUCAAUACUGACCAGGUGCAUUGGAAGCCCCCUCCUGACUGGGGGCGUGAGAACAUUAUUUGCCCACGAUGGGAGCACUUUUCCCGGUUUUUGUGUAUUGCAUCAGCCUGCUCUCCUCACAACUGUUGGCACUACCGGUGAGAGACAGGUUGGACUUCAUGACAAGACUCCAUCAGUUAAAAGAGGAUCCCAUCUCUCCAGAUGUUACUGAGCACCCAAAUACUGACCAUGGCGUCUCCAUCGACCGCACCAUUCUGUGGAGGGCCAUCCUCUCCAGACCACCACCUCCAUGCCCAAAACGGCUCCCACAGCCAAAAGCAGGCGAAUCCAGCCAAACAGAUGAAAGCCCUAGGCAGAGAGAGCGUCGCAACGUGCACUCGCGAGGCCACCACAACCAUCACCACGGCCAGCUGAUGCGGGUCGGAUGUGUCCUCGGUACCUGCCAGGUGCAAAACCUCAGUCACCGCCUCUACCAGCUGGGCGGCCAAAGCCGGCGCGAAGACUCCCCCAUCAACCCAAGCAAUCCACGUAGCUACGGAUGAGGACGUCCGGCUAAAACUAAGACCAAGAAAACCGUGUUACAUGUCUCGUCCUGGUGUUUGUCUAUUUUGUUGCAGUACUGCUGUUGUACUCUUUCCUGCUCUCUGCCUUGGUUUUCUGGAGUGUAUACUGUGCCUUUUUGGACAGAAAGGACCUCUUGUUACUUGAUGGCAACUUUUGAAUUCAGUGCCUCUGAAACACUUUGACUUUUAUGGUACUCAAAACAGAUUCUUUAUUUUGAAAUUGUCAUCUUGUUAAGUCCUCAGAUAAGAGAUUAUGCCGCAUUACAUCCAGACUCAUCAAAUGCUGUUAACUUCUACACCACUGAUCAAAUCCGCAGAGGAUUUAAUGUGGAUUUCAACAAAGUGUGCGAUCGGAUUUCUGUCAGUCUGAAGGCCAUGUGUUCGAAAAGACUCUGAACUCUCCCACCUCGCACUUUUAAGAAGAAAGCAGACUUUCUCUGAUGGCUUCGGAGCUUGUUUAAGACCCCCAUCUGAUACCUUUUCACAUGAAUAGUUAUACUGCAAGUUUGGGUUUAAAUCUUGGGUUUUAGACAAUGGCGAAUUGUGACUUUAUAAACACAGUGAACCCACAAACAAUACAGUAGCAAUCGCCACUGAAUCCGGAUUAACACAUUGUCGCUUUUCCAUGCACUUUGAGGUCUGGCGCCUGGAAUAUUACACUUCACGUGAUUUAUAAAGUCACGAGAAUGAGUCAUAAUCCUGCAGACUCCUGCUGGGCUUUUCCACAUUUCAUAAACAGAAGCAAGACUUUUCGGAGCAUUCUUAAAUGAUGGCUAAAGCUCACCCAUAAAUAACCAUACCCACGGUUAUAGCUCCAUAACAAAGGAGAAAGCAUUUACCCGAAAUCAUUUACUCACCCUCAUGUCGUUCCAAACGCUGGUCAUUCUGCGCAUCAAUGCGUGAAGUAAUGCAAGUCAAAGUGAUUCACUGUUGGUUUUGGACCCCAUUGACUCACACUGUAUGGACAAAAAAUGUUUUUUUAGUAAUUAUACAUUUUUUACUAUCAUCCAAUGCCCUCAAAAUAUUCUCAACACGCAUCGACUGGCGUCAUUUAAGUAAUUCACAAGCUCGUUCUUGUAACUCUAAUUAAAGAUUGUAGUUAUACCAAAAUAUGAGGCCCGCGUGCCAAAGUCUUUCGGGAACAUGGCCUUCCAAAAACACUCUCCAUCCGUGUCAUGUAUUUUAAGAAUUUCCUUUUGUUAUAAUAAUCAUGUCUGAAUACGUGGGUGGAUACACACACCAAAAAUACCGAGCAGACAUAGGAAAAGUAGCCGAUUUAAAACUCUUCCGUGGCUUUUGGGGGUCUGUGGAUUUCAAGGGAAUGCUGUGAGACAUCAAAGUGCAUGUUUGAGGAUUAAAAUAGCUGGAGUAAUCCCAAAAAAUCCUACUCAAACAUCAAAUACUCAAUAUCUGCAAGGUGUCCAGGCUAAACUCUCCGAAAGCAUUAGGUUUCCCACUAUGUGCUAAUAUGUUAUAGGAUUACUUGCUUUCAAAUGACUCCAGAAAGGCAGAGAACUGACCAAAAAACCUGAAUUUACUUGAUACCUUUCUGUGUAUUCACACUAUACUGCUAUUCAGUGAUCUUUUAUUUUACAUAGGCUUAAGUGUUGAUAACUGUAAGUCUUUCUCUUUGUCCUGGCUGAUUCCAAUGAUGAUGAUCGGAAGUAAUAGUAAUCGCUGGUGCUUUGGCUCUAAUCUGCGCAAAGGCUCUCUAUAUAUUCGACGCCAUUCGCUCUGCUGUAAUCGAUCCAAUUUGUGUCUCGUGACUAAUCAUUAAAGGCUUUUAAACUGCUGAGAGCCUGGUUAAUCUGUACUUUUUGUGUACAUGCACAGGGAGAGCCUCAUGUUGACUUAUAUAUUGAUCACAUUCCUUUUUUUUGACUAUUUAACUAUCUAUUUAUUUAUUGUCGGAUGAGUUGUUGUGAACGUCUUGGUGACAUGGGUUGGAACGUAACAAGUGCGUCAGUAUCUGUUCUCGCGUGUUUGUGUGUGCUGCCCCUGUGUAUCGCAUAUUUUCAUGACCUUUGUCCCCCUUUCCAAGCAGUACUUAGUUCAUUAAGAAUAACACUAGAGUUAGAUGAGCACUGGCACAAACUGUCUCAAUGAUGAAGGAAUACAAAGAACGUUGUGAAUCUGUGACUUUUAAAGACGUAUGUGUGAGUGUGUUUGAACGUCAUCCUGACCUUGAGCAUAACCUUAAAUGUUUUAGUUGAUACUAAAGGUCAGUUGUGUUGUUACUACCAUGCGAAGCACUUUAAAGCAUGUUUCUAUGUUUGUCACUUGAACUUGAGUUUUGUGUUUUGAAUUUGAGCAGGAUCUGUAUGAAUGUAUUUUAAAGGGCGUUUUAAAGCACACUGAAUUAGGAAGAGGUCAGUAUCAUGUACACUAUCUUUUGUUUUAUUAGAUCUGAUAUUUAAAUUAAUGUAUUUAUGUUUGCAUUUGUGUAUCUAUGUCACCAAAGACGUUAUUUAUCACAUAAAGUGUUUUCUCACACGCCAGAGGUGUCCUCUGGGUACGACAAAUUUUUAUAUUUUGGGAAGACGAUAAAAUUAGUCUGUCACGCCCAUACAAUGUUCUUUUUUGUCUGUGAAAUAAAGCACUACGUAGUAGUGAGAUGAAAUCGGA